CCCGCCCCCAACUUAUGAUUUUAUAGCCAAUAGGUGAUGAGGUUUAUUUGCAUAUUUCCAGCCACUUAAGCAGCGGUGGAGUGGAAACCCGUGUCAGGCUCAAUCCCUCCUCCUCCUCCUUCUCUUCCUCCUCCUCCUCCGGAGGAAAGCUGCCGCUUCUGCCCUCUCUUCUAAAGGGUGACCUGCCCUGCGCCCCACCGCGCUCCGUCCCUCUCCCGCCCCCGGCUCCCACCGCGCAGCAGCAGAAAGGCGCGCGCCGCGAUGGAGAGCCGAGCCCUGCUCCUGCUGGCCCUGGGCGCGUGGCUCCAGAGCCUGGCCGCGGCGCAAGGAAGAAAAGAUUUUAUGGACAUUGAAAGCAAAUUUGCCCUAAGAACCCCCGAAGACACAGCCGAGGACACUUGCCACCUCAUCCCUGGAGUCACAGAGUCUGUGGCUAACUGCCACUUCAACCACAGCAGCAAAACCUUCGUGGUGAUCCAUGGCUGGACGGUGACGGGAAUGUAUGAAAGUUGGGUGCCCAAACUUGUGGCUGCCUUGUACAAGAGGGAACCUGAUUCCAACGUCAUCGUGGUGGACUGGCUAUACCGGGCCCAGCAGCAUUAUCCAGUAUCUGCAGGCUACACCAAGCUGGUGGGAAAAGAUGUGGCCAGAUUUAUCAACUGGAUGGAGGAGGAAUUUAACUACCCUCUGGACAAUGUCCAUCUUUUAGGGUACAGCCUGGGAGCCCAUGCUGCUGGUGUGGCAGGAAGUCUGACCAAUAAGAAGGUGAACAGAAUUACUGGCCUGGAUCCGGCCGGGCCUAACUUUGAGUAUGCCGAAGCCCCCAGCCGCCUCUCCCCGGAUGACGCGGACUUCGUAGACGUCCUGCACACCUUCACCAGAGGGUCUCCCGGCCGGAGUAUUGGGAUCCAGAAACCAGUAGGGCACGUUGACAUUUAUCCCAACGGAGGCACUUUCCAGCCAGGAUGUAACAUUGGGGAAGCCAUCCGUGUGAUUGCAGAGAGAGGGCUUGGAGAUGUGGACCAGCUGGUGAAGUGCUCCCAUGAGCGCUCCAUCCAUCUCUUCAUUGACUCCCUGCUGAAUGAAGAAAACCCGAGUAAGGCUUACAGGUGCAAUUCCAAGGAGGCCUUUGAGAAAGGACUCUGCCUGAGUUGCAGAAAGAACCGUUGCAACAAUGUGGGCUAUGAGAUCAACAAGGUCAGGGCUAAAAGGAGCAGCAAGAUGUACUUGAAGACCCGCUCUCAGAUGCCUUACAAAGUCUUCCAUUACCAAGUAAAGGUCCACUUUUCUGGGACUGAGCGUCACACGCAGAUCAACCAGGCCUUCGAGAUCUCUCUGUACGGCACCGUGGCUGAGAGCGAGAACAUCCCCUUCACCCUGCCUGAGGUUUCCACAAACAAGACAUACUCCUUCCUGAUUUACACGGAGGUGGACAUCGGAGAGCUGCUAAUGAUGAAACUCAAAUGGAUGAGCGACUCCUACUUCAGCUGGUCAGAUUGGUGGAGCAGCCCCGGCUUCAUCAUUGAGAAGAUCCGAGUGAAGGCUGGAGAGACUCAGAAAAAGGUGAUCUUCUGUGCCAGGGAGAAGGUGUCUCAUCUGCAGAAGGGCAAAACCUCCGCAGUGUUUGUGAAAUGCCACGACAAGUCUCUGAAGAAGUCUGGCUGACACUGGACAAAUUACACAGAGAAGGACAGCACUGAGUUCUACGAAGAUUGGCGUGAACGAAUAACAAUCCCAGUGUCCGGGUGUCUAAAAGUGGACGUUCCUGAGUAUUAUCCCAGCUCUGUCGUUUUUGAGUUAAAUUAGGAGACAGUGUCAAGUACUUCACAUGGCUUAUACCAUGUGAGGAGUCUUCCAGCGCAGCCAGGACAGCAGUUAGGCAAAGCACUGCGCUGUCUUGUUUUUUAAGAAAGGAUUGCUUGUGAACCCAGUAAAAUAAGGCUCCUUGACAUGGCACGUUGGACCAUACAUAGUCUUAAAUUAGUUAGACCCCUUUAUUUUAAUGAGAAUUCUUUAGUUUUCAGACUGAAGCAUUCUCGAAGUUUUUCUUAACAGACUGCAUUUUUUAUUGCUAAUUUCUCCCUCUUUUUUUUUUUUCUUUGUCUUAAUCAUUGAAUUUUAACAUUAUUCCCUGGAUAUGCGUUGCAAAUGAGGUUGUAAUUCUUAGCUGACAAGGAAUUUGAGCGACGUAGGAAGAAAAUGGUACCAUAAUUUUACUUUUAUUUCCUUGAGAAAAUUAUCCUCCCCCUACAGCUCUGACUGGCCUGAAACUCAUGACGAUGCCCAGCCUCAACCUCCCAGUUGCUGGGACUAUAGAUGUGAGCCACCGUGCCUGCCUAGUUCCAUAAUGUUAUUACCAGAUUUUUCUAAUUGCAUUCAUCAACCUGAAUUCAUUCAAUGUCCAAUAUUUACUAUUCAGUUUUCUACUCUCAGCCAUAUCUCUUUCAUACUUCAAAGCAUCUUUCAUUUCUGGUUUGGAUGCAUUCAAGUUCAAAGUUUGCAUCGUGCAAAGGACACAUUUUGGAUAAGGGCCAUUUUUACCGUGUAAAAAGGUGGAGACACGACUGGGAUGUAUGCAUAAGCAGUUCCAAUAAACUAUUGUGUGCAAGGAAGAGAGUCCUCAAUCGCCAUAGCCACAGAAAGUCCCAUGAGGGUGGUCACUGUUGUUUUAUUUUUUAACAACUAAUCAAGAGUGAGUGGACAAUUAUUUAUAAACUAGAUCUCAUAUUUUCAGAAUGCUUUUUGUACUUAUUAAUAUAAGAUGGUAAGGAAGUCAAAUAUCUCAGAGGCUCUUGCUGGGAAUCCAAACUCAGCAGGCAUGUAGGUACCUGAACACUUGGUGCCCACAGGUAGACUAGCCAAUGCAAUAUCAUUUGGAAGGGAAACCAUCAAAGGGUGUGUUGGAACAUGUUGGAAGAGAAAUAAUUUCAAAUGUCUCAGAAUGUUAGACAAAGCUGAUUGUGCCUAUAUUAUAUAGGACAAAUGUGACUGACUCCAUCAAGCUUGGAAUUAAUUCUAACAAUAAAAUGAUGUGUAAUUUGUCACUGGCA
This is a messenger RNA of Jaculus jaculus (lesser Egyptian jerboa), 3050 nucleotides long. It is a transcript of the gene Lpl, whose product is annotated as lipoprotein lipase. The record is from RefSeq and is a predicted model, not a curated record. The coding region runs from base 262 to 1665 and encodes 467 amino acids. Gene Ontology annotation, molecular function: lipoprotein lipase activity; apolipoprotein binding. The transcript is spliced from 10 exons. Gene Ontology annotation, biological process: lipid metabolic process. Lineage: Eukaryota; Metazoa; Chordata; Mammalia; Rodentia; Dipodidae.